Molecule: messenger RNA, 423 nt
Organism: Suhomyces tanzawaensis NRRL Y-17324
Lineage: Eukaryota; Fungi; Ascomycota; Pichiomycetes; Serinales; Debaryomycetaceae
Exons: 1
Coding region: 1-423 (140 amino acids)
Source: RefSeq, a predicted model, not a curated record
AUGUCUGAUCCCGUGGCUCCCCCUCAGCUCCCCAGAAGAGUCUCGUCAGUGACGGCUCACGGACCUCCUCAGACCAAAUCAAGCAGGGCCAGGUCAGCCUCGUCAGUCAAUGAGUUGUCGCUUCCCCCAAAGCCCCAUGGCACCAGAAACCACGCCAGCUCCAUCAGCUCCGUCGACUCGUCUAAUUUGGACAACAUCAUCAAGCAAGACCUGAACCCCUACGCCAGCCAGUUCAACGGAUUUCCCUCGUGGAACGGGUGCAAGCACGGCAAGAUCAAGCUCAAGGACGAUAUCGAUAUCGAGAAGCAGUUGAUCUUGACCGCAGGCGGUAAGCGCGAGGACGUGUUCUGUUUUGCGCUCAAGCUCUUGUUGUUGAUGGCCAUUGUGUUGGGCUCGGGUGUGUUGAUCUUCCUCGCACUCUAG